Messenger RNA from Closterium sp. Yama58-4, 768 nucleotides. NCBI's taxonomy places the organism in Eukaryota, Viridiplantae, Streptophyta, Zygnematophyceae, Desmidiales, Closteriaceae. The record is from the annotation of a GenBank genome assembly.
AUGACGCAGACGCUCUUUUCGCCAUGUGCAUCGGGUUACCACACAAGUAGUAUCCUCGCGAAUGGGACGCGGCUGUCGAAGUCAAUUCAAUCCCCAUUCGGCACGUGGCAGGCGCACGCCGGACCAGGUCAUCCGCUCAGUCGAAAUUUGACGAAGCUAGACGACAGGCUCGGUUCCAGGCUCGGCAGCGGCCGCAUUUCUAGGUUCGGAGCGCAACAGCAGGGAUGGAGAAGGGGGUUCGGGGGAGAAGGCGUGGGAGAGGAAGGAGGAGCGUUUCGGGGGAGGCGGCGAACGAUAACAGCCAUUGGAUUUACUGCAGAUCCACGGCCCAGUGCGGGCAAAGCAGCAGCCCGCCUACUGAGGGAUGCGGCAGCGCUGCUGCUGUAUCAGGACGCUUUCAAAGGCGCUGCUCCGCAGGCGUUUCUGAGGCUGCUGCUGCAGCUGCGACGCGCUGAUGGUGGGGAAGGGGAAGGGAGUGGGGAAGAGCGGGGCUGCGGUGCGGAGGUGUGGGGGUGGGUGGAGUGGGCGUGUUGUGGUGGUGGGGUUGAGUGUUGGGGUGUGGGGGAGGUGUUGGGGUGUGGGGGAGGUGUUGGGGUGUGGGGGAGGUGUUGGGAUGUGGGGGAGGUGUUGGGGUGUGGGGGAGGUGUUGGGAUGUGGGGGAGGUGUUGGGAUGUGGGGGAGGUGUUGGGAUGUGGGGGAGGUGUUGGGAUGUGGGGGAGGUGUUGGGGUGUGGGGGAGGCUUUGUCGGGGUGUGGCUUAUGGCCUUAA